AUGAUUGAUCCAGGCCAGGGGUCUCCAAACUUUCUAAACAAAGGGCGAAAUUAUCUUUGGGGGAGGGGGGGACUGUGGCCAGUGGGAGUAGAAAAAGUUCUAAUGUCAGUGGCAGUAAAAAAUGCCCGUGACUGGUGGCAGUGGGAGGAAUAUGCCCUAUCAUUGGUACCAGUGGGAGGAAUAGUUCCCGUCAUUGGUAUCAGUGGGAGGAAAAGUGCCCCUUCUUUGGUAUCAUUGGGAGGAAUAGAGCCCCAUCAUUGUUAUCAGUGGGAGGAAUAGUGCCCCAUCAUUGGUAUCAGUGGGAGGAAUAGUGCCCCUUCAUUGGUAUCAGUGGGAGGAAUAGUGGCCCAUCAUUGGUAUCAGUGGAGGAGAAUAG
This is a messenger RNA of Staurois parvus, 376 nucleotides long. Lineage: Eukaryota; Metazoa; Chordata; Amphibia; Anura; Ranidae. The record is from the annotation of a GenBank genome assembly.